AUGGACCUCUUCCUAGUACCCAACAACGUUGAAAACGCCGUAUUCGUCUCAUCUUCCGGGGAUCCAUGCUACGAGAUCAUCACAUCCAAGAGGUCGCGGGGCGAAGGUGACCUAAUGACAUCCGAGCUUCAGCGCAUCAUAGCUGCAGGCGACCCAGAGCAUGAUGACGGUGACGAGGACGAGGAGGAAGAGCGUUUCAUGGUUGUAGCCGAGGUUGACUGGAAGUCAUGGUCCAGUCCCACGAUCGUUCGAAGUCCUAUUAUGCGAGCUGGCGGAAAGACAAGAAGCCGUGAUGAGAGUGGUAGUAUGAAGGCAGCGGAAUUUCUCUUCAAGCAGAAGCGUUUCAGCAGGAGCCGCUGUUUUCGGGAUGGGGGAGAAACAUAUUGCUGGAAGCAUGUAGCAAAUGGCUUCCUACUCCUACACAAACUCACCAAGACCGAGAUCGCACGCUGUACCGUUGCUCUUGUUACGCAUGGGGUCUUCGCGGGAGAGAAGAAGUUGCGGCUGACAAUCCACGCUAGCGUGUACAAAGUGAAUGUGGACAUGAUUGUUCUGUCGUUCAUCAUCUUGGAAAAGAAGAGACGUGAUGCAGGAGGAGAUGGGACGAGGCUUGCUGCACACGACGAAGAUCCUCAAGGGGAUGGAUGCGCGGAAGGUGGCGAGUAG
Messenger RNA from Pleurotus ostreatus (oyster mushroom), 666 nucleotides. RefSeq lists its product as uncharacterized. The record is from RefSeq and is a predicted model, not a curated record. Bases 1 to 666 code for a protein of 221 amino acids. The transcript has 3 exons. NCBI's taxonomy places the organism in Eukaryota, Fungi, Basidiomycota, Agaricomycetes, Agaricales, Pleurotaceae.